Molecule: messenger RNA, 1451 nt
Organism: Frieseomelitta varia
Lineage: Eukaryota; Metazoa; Arthropoda; Insecta; Hymenoptera; Apidae
Product: odorant receptor 13a-like
Exons: 7
Coding region: 98-1294 (398 amino acids)
Biological process (GO): sensory perception of smell; detection of chemical stimulus involved in sensory perception of smell
Cellular component (GO): plasma membrane
Molecular function (GO): odorant binding; olfactory receptor activity
Source: RefSeq, a predicted model, not a curated record
UUGAAAACGACGCCGAUCUAUCCUUUUCAUGAAUAGUUGAUGACAUUCGCACGAUAAACGGCAUGCGCUGAGAAGAACAGAAAAGUUGUUUUCCAAUAUGAGAACAGUCAUCGGAAAACUGGCCAUCAUGGACAUUCAACGAGAUUUGAAUUACCAGUACGGAUGGAACCGUAGUAUAAUGAAGUAUAUAGGUAUUUGGCCAGAAGAAAGGAAAUGGAACCGACCUUCGAGUUAUGUCGUUCUGAUACCGUUUCUCACGAUGCUGUGUUUUGUGUAUGCACCACAAACUAUUAAUCUGCCCUUCAUUAUACAUGACUUGAAUCUCGUGGUCGAGAACUUAUCGAUGGUUACUAUCACUUUCACGAUUUCGCUUAUGAAGAUUAUGACCUUUUGGAUGAAUGGAAAAUCAUUGAAGUCUCUGCUGAAGUGCAUAGCCAAGGACUGGGCUACAGUGAAGACGAAAACCGAACGAGAAACAAUGGUGAACAUCGCGAGGGUCACGAGAAUGAUCAUGAUAGGAUGUUCAAUGAUGUGCCAACUAGUGGUCGCCUGUUACGUGAUUUUACGAUUAAUUUUUAUGGAAUACGACGAUAACAAAAUGUUCGUACGCGGCUAUUACCCGUACGAUAUAACCGUAAGCCCAAAUUAUGAACUGACUAUGAUUGGUCAAGCUAUAGCUGGUGCAUACAGCGCCAGCAUAUACUCAUCUGUGGACAGUUUUGUCGCUAUGCUGAUUCUACAUGCAUGUGGACAGAUCUCGAAUCUGAAGAAUGAUUUAAGAGAGAUCCAUUCGAACGAUAAGAUCGAUUUACAGACGAAGUUGAAGAAAAUCGUUGAAAAGCAUAAUUAUAUCAAUAGGUUCGCUGAAACGAUAGAGAAUUGUUUCAACCUGAUGCUUCUGUUUCAAAUGCUCGGGUGCAUCAUUCAGCUGUGUUUCCAGUGUUUCCAAGCCAUCAUGUCACUGGGGGAGGAAGCAGAGCAAUUCAUGGUUUUCCAAAUUGCGUUCCUGUGUUUCUAUGUAACUUGCGCUAUGAUGCAAUUGUACCUAUAUUGUUACGUGGGCGAAAGGCUUACGUUCGAGAGUACAGAUGUAGCUAAUACAGCGUACAAUUGCCAGUGGUACAGUUUACCUCCAAAGGACGCGAGAUUAUUUAUAAUUAUCAUGUGUCGAGCUAGGUCAUCGCCGCUAAUGAUCACAGCAGGCAAAUUCUGUUGGUUUACUAUAUUGUUGUAUUCCCAGGUACUGAAAACCUCGAUGUCGUACAUUUCUGUUCUAUACGCAAUGCAAAGUUAGUAAAGAGGCGAUCCUGUAAUUAUGAUUCUUUAGUAUUUCAUAGCAGCCCAUCACUUCAAUCGUACAAAUGUCACGGAAGAAAUAUUUUAUAUCUCUGUCUCUCUCUCUGAACGUUAAAUAACUACUCUUGGUAUGAAUACAAUAUAAACGUGACGUG